GUUUUUAGCUUCUCACAUCUUUCUUUCUACAAUAUCAAACUACUCUUCAUCGGCCUCUUAUCUAGCAAAGUGAUCUCAAUGGAAAACUCAGCACUAAGCAACUGCGUGAGGCGAACAGUAUUCUCUAAUCAACAGAGAACAAUACAAGAGGGUCUAGAAGAGAGUAGUUGGACAAUGUACAUUGAAACCCAAGAUGGAUUAGGCCAUAACGAUGAUUCUUCGAUGAUGUCAGAUGCUGCGUCUCCUAUGGGAUCUGUCGAAGAAGACACGGCUUCAUCUCCUUCUAACAGAACCAAGGGUUACAGUGAAAUGGAAGACAAUACGAUAAAAGUAAAAACCGUGAUGAACAUUACUAAAACUGAGGAGAAAGGACUGAGUAAAAAUGGGAUAAUAUAUGAAGAAUAUUGCGCAGAAUUGAAGAAGAGAGGACUUUGUUUAGUCCCUUUGUCGAUGUUGUCUAACUAUAUUGGUUGACAAAAAACUUCGAUUGUGUUUUUGAAUAUCAUAUCUUUUCUCUUUUUUUUUUUUGUGAUUAUUUAUCUUUUCUGAUUCUUUUCUAUAAAUUAAAUCUAUAUAUUGAAUGGACGACUAAGUAAAUGUAGUGAAAAUGAAGAGUGGAUUAUAUGUAUUAUUAUUUGUAAUUGUAUGUAUAAAAUGCACCAAGGCAAAAAAGUGCGAGGUAGAUUCAAUUGACAGUAAUGAAGACUUGUAAAUCAUUUUCUGAAACAUGUGCA
This is a messenger RNA of Camelina sativa (false flax), 734 nucleotides long. RefSeq names its product vascular-related unknown protein 3-like. NCBI's taxonomy places the organism in Eukaryota, Viridiplantae, Streptophyta, Magnoliopsida, Brassicales, Brassicaceae. Gene Ontology annotation, biological process: multidimensional cell growth; xylem development. The record is from RefSeq and is a predicted model, not a curated record.